Molecule: messenger RNA, 1902 nt
Organism: Calypte anna (Anna's hummingbird)
Lineage: Eukaryota; Metazoa; Chordata; Aves; Apodiformes; Trochilidae
Gene: MFSD12
Product: major facilitator superfamily domain containing 12
Exons: 10
Coding region: 45-1538 (497 amino acids)
Biological process (GO): carbohydrate transport
Cellular component (GO): membrane
Molecular function (GO): symporter activity
Source: RefSeq, a predicted model, not a curated record
CCCCGCCCCGUCCUGUCCCGCUGUGGCGGUGGCUGCGGCGCGGCAUGGCGGAGGCCCCGGCGGGAGUGGGAUCGGGGGCUCUGCCCCUGCGAGCUCGGUUGAGCUUCGCUGCGGGGCAUUUCCUGAACGAUCUCUGCGCUUCGCUGUGGUUCACCUACCUCCUGCUCUACCUGCACGCCGUGCUGGGCUACGGGCACCGCCUGGCCGGGGCCCUGCUGCUGGCCGGUCAGGCGGCUGACGGGUUCUGCACCCCGCUGCUGGGCUACGAAGCCGAUCGCUCCACCGGGUGCGGCCGCUACGGGCGGAGGAAAUCCUGGCACCUCGCCGGCACCACCUGCGUCCUUGUGUCCUUCCCCUUCAUCUUCAACCCCUGCCUGGGUUGCAAGGAGAACACUCCACAGUGGGCAGCCUUCAUCUACUACCUCCCCUUCAUCAUCAUCUUCCAAUUUGGCUGGGCAGCCACACAGAUCUCCCACCUCUCCCUCAUCCCUGAGAUGGUGACCAGUGACCAUGAGAAGGUGGAGCUCACAGCUUUCAGGUAUGCCUUUACUGUCAUGGCCAAUAUCACUGUCUACGGCCUGGCCUGGCUCCUAUUGAACUUCCAGGUGGAUCAGCCUGACCGCACGGAGCACCUUGGCAUCCAGGAUGUCCCUAUAUUUCGGGACCUGUCCCUCCUUGUGGUGGCACUGGGGGCUCUGUUCUCCCUCAUCUUCCACCUGGGCACCAAAGAGAAUCCAUACCCACCGGGCUCCCAGCCCCAGAUGGAGGAGAGCACCCCCCUGCUGCUGAAGGAGCCAGUGAGUCCCCCACGCCCACUGCUGAUCUGGAAAGACUGGCUGCUGGAGCCUGCCUUCUACCAGGUGGCGAUGCUCUACAUGGCCACCAGGCUCAUUGUCAACCUAUCCCAGACCUACAUUGGCAUGUUCCUGACCAAUUCGCUGCUGCUGCCCAAGAAAUACAUUGCCACCACCCCCCUGGUGAUGUACAUCAGUGGCUUCCUCUCCUCCUUCCUCAUGAAGCCCGUGAAUAAGUGGAUAGGUCGAAAUCUCACCUACUUCAUGGGCAUCCUGGUGAUCUUGGCCUUCGCCUCCUGGGUGACUCUGGCCGGGCAGAUGGGAGCUGAGAUCUACGGGGCAGCUGCUCUACUUGGGGCUGGCUCUGCCACCGUCCUGGUCACCUCUCUCUCCAUGACAGCAGACCUCAUAGGCACCAACACGCUCAGCAGUGCCUUCGUCUAUGGGGCCAUGAGCUUCACCGACAAGAUGGCCAACGGCCUGGCUGUGAUGGUGAUCCAGAACCUGCAUCCCUGCCCGACUGAGCUCUGCUGCCCUGCCUGCAUCAGUUUCUACCACUGGGUGAUGGUGUUGGUCACCGGAGGUAUUGCCAUCGCUGCCAUCAUCUCUCUGUGCUGCAUCAUGAUCUGGCCCAUCCGUAUCCGCUACAAUGCUGUCAAUCUGCAGGGGCUGAGCACCAUGGGAACCUCCUACAGCGAGGCAGACAACUUGGAGGAAAGCAACCAGAACAGCACUGUCAACUGAGGAGGGGCCAUGUCCUUGGCCACUGUGAUGUCCACGCUGCUCAACUCUGCCUGGAGGGACCUCCCCCCCUGUCAAGGGAUAACAUUGGGGCAGGGGCACUGGGCUCUGGGGUGGUGUUGGCCUCUGUCCUGUCUCCCUGUUACCUUGCACUGGACUCAUGUCCCCCCAGCCUCCCAUGCCCUGCCUGGGGACUCGUGAAGGAUGUCACCCUGUGCUUGCACAAGUGUAACACUAGAAGGUCCUGGGCAUGGGGGAUGGGUGCCCAGCCCUCGUUUUUAACCUGCUUUUGUAAGGUCAGUAUGUACAAACAGCACUUUUUAAAAGAGGUGAAAAAGGAGAGAAAAAAAAAAAAAAACAAACCAAA